Molecule: messenger RNA, 961 nt
Organism: Ostertagia ostertagi
Lineage: Eukaryota; Metazoa; Nematoda; Chromadorea; Rhabditida; Trichostrongylidae
Source: the annotation of a GenBank genome assembly
AUGCUCCUCUCCGCUUUGGUGCUGCUCCCAUUGGCAGUUGCCACCCUCAUACCCAGGGAUAUUCUUUUCUCGGAUCCGAAAUACUCGUCGGUAUCGCUUAGCCCGGAUGGAAGAUUUUUCGCCUACAUAGCACCGGAUGACAACAAAGUGAAGAAUGUGUUUGUGAAAUGUACGAACUGUAAACACACUCGCCAAGUGACUUUUGAGAGGAGCAGCGAUGUUUUGAGUUACUCAUGGACCGGCGUGGAAAACGUGAUCAUCUAUUCACAAGACAACGAUGGCGAUGAGAACACGAUGCUCUUCAAGAAGAACAUUUCAGACGCCGAAAUUGGUGCGAAUCCUGAGAAAAGAACAGUGAUCUCUGAUCGGAAAGGAGUGAAAGCCAUCAUCAGCGGCAACAAUCACAAAGAUUCUCGAGUUUUGAUUGGGCUCAACGACGAGAAUCCAGCCUACCACAAUAUCUAUUCGUUCGACUUGUUGACCGACUCGAUGACGCUGAUCAUGAAGAACAGCCGAUUCCCAGUGGUGGUCGUCGACAACGACCUGAACAUUCGUCUGGCGGGCGAGCAGCAGCAGGAUGGAUCACUGAUGUACUUCAAGCUUUUCCUAAGCCCGGUAUUGCUGACUUCCGAUGAAAAAGAAUGGGAGCACUAUUUGCUGGUUCAACCAGACGACAUGGCAAUCACAUCGCCUGUCGCUUUCGAUAAGACCAAUCAGAACAUGUACUGGCUGUGGGGCGAACAGAGCGAUCUUGGAUCAUUGGUGAUGUUCCCAUUUGACGCAGUCGAUCAAAAGGAAGUGCUCUACACGGCCACACGUGCCCAAAUCGGUACCAUUAUGAUCCAUCCAACUGACAAGACACUUUUGGCCGUUACUGAGGUUUACCACAAACCAGAGCUAUUCGUCGCCAAUGACACGGUCAUGGACGAUCUGCAGUACCUGGUAAACCUGCGGCCAUUCG